AUUCACUCGAAUACAAGAAAACAGAGGUACGGAGUAGUCACGGACACCAAGAGUUAUCGGCUAGCCGACCCCAGCAAUUCUCCGCGCCAACCGUUUUCCGCCGCGGUGACAGCAUCCGGAGCUCCCAAGUCCACCUCCCACACCUUCACCAGCAAAGACACGCGCCGACCAUGCAUUCCCUCCUAUUCAAAACCGUAUCAAUCUUCCUCUGUCUCGUCGCACAGACAUGGGCUGAUUCAUCCACCUCCUCCUCCCACCUCCUAUCCACCGAGAUCCUCUACUGGCCAGUAGCGGGCGUCUCCGAACCCUCGACCCUCGCGCGCAUCUCCUACGACUCGUCCUCGCUAAAAUCAGACCUGCUCUCCUACUCCCCGCCGCAGACAAGCCUCCGCGCCGGCGACGAGAAUUCCGACGAACUCGUUCGCGUGGGAUUGUACGCCUCCACGCCGUCGAACGGGAAACAAUGGGUCGGCACCAUCACGUCAUUGUCGUCUCUGGCUCCUAAGCAGGGCCAGGAACAGCUCGCGCUUCGCCUCUACGUGAGCCCGUCGAAUGAAGUAUACCAUGUCUCGUUGGCGCCGGCGUCUGGCCCAGCUGCUGCCUCAACAACCGCGGACGGACCUACGAUCGAAGUGAUCCCCGCCGAGACGGGUCCGCAACCUCAUCUGAACCGCCCGGUCGUGCUUAGCGAGGACGGCCAGAAUCCCGAAGAAGUGGUUGAGAAGACGAUGUUCCAGAAGUACUGGUGGGUGAUCCUCAUCAUCACGUUUAUAGCUAUGUCGGGGGGCGGUGAAGGGCAAUGAUGGAUGGGAGUGAACAUGGCUUUUUCCUCGUUUAA
Molecule: messenger RNA, 838 nt
Organism: Aspergillus candidus
Lineage: Eukaryota; Fungi; Ascomycota; Eurotiomycetes; Eurotiales; Aspergillaceae
Exons: 2
Coding region: 171-803 (210 amino acids)
Source: RefSeq, a predicted model, not a curated record